GCCAGGAAGCAUGCCAGCAGUGUUCAUCCUGCUGCGGUCCCUGGUCAUCAGGCUCCUCAGCAGCAGACUGGCAGGCUCUCUGGCUCGGCUCCUCAGAAGAAGCCUCUCGACGGGCGCUGCCCACCUCGGCACAGCUUUGAGGCACAUCUGGGAGCGCGUUCGAUCCCAGGAGUCAAAGGAGGCCGUCCUGGGCUGCGUGCUGUGCAUUCUCAACAUGCACAAGAAGGUGGAGAACUGAGCUUUCAUCUGUUCAAGGAGGACUUUUGUGAUUGUUUGGACUCAGCGUGGUUCUGUUUUCCUGCCUGGGACAU
This is a messenger RNA of Nematolebias whitei (Rio pearlfish), 311 nucleotides long. Its product is annotated as protein myomixer-like. The transcript has a single exon. The record is from RefSeq and is a predicted model, not a curated record. Lineage: Eukaryota; Metazoa; Chordata; Actinopteri; Cyprinodontiformes; Rivulidae. The coding region runs from base 11 to 238 and encodes 75 amino acids.